This is a messenger RNA of Notolabrus celidotus (New Zealand spotty), 1396 nucleotides long. Its product is annotated as germ cell-specific gene 1-like protein. Lineage: Eukaryota; Metazoa; Chordata; Actinopteri; Labriformes; Labridae. The record is from RefSeq and is a predicted model, not a curated record. The coding region runs from base 148 to 1068 and encodes 306 amino acids. Gene Ontology annotation, cellular component: plasma membrane. The transcript has 5 exons.
GGAGGGAUGUGCAGGAUUCCCACUCCUGGUGCCCCACACCAACAAGAUUAUGAAGAUUUGAUAUUUCUGCUGGGAAACACGGCAGCUACAUAUUGAAAUCCAGGAUUAGUUGCCUUUUCAUUUCCUCCUCUCGGCCGGGCCUCGACCAUGAGGCUGGAGCGCGGCCGGCGGGCUUCUCUGGCACUCACCCUCAAUUUUGUGGCGUUUGCAUUCGCCCUGUCGGCGGUGACCACAAGCUACUGGUGCGAGGGGACCAGGAAGGUGCCCAAACCAUUCUGCACGGGGCCGCCGUUACAGGUGAAGCAGUGGUUCUGCAUUCGCUUCAACAGCUCCAACAUCAACGACAGCCGGCUGGUGCAGUACAUCUUCGAGACCGGAGAGGAGAAGUUCCUCAUGAGGAAGUUUCACACGGGGAUCUUUUUCUCCUGUGAGCAGGCCGCAGACAUGAACGGCUUCGACUGUCGAGACUUCUCAGAGAUCGCACCUGAACACGAACGAGGUGUGCUGUGGUUGUGUAUCGUGGCGGAAAGCCUGUACCUCACCCUCCUGUUCGCAGGGGGCGCUCUGAUGGCGAUGGAGCAGUGUCCCUGUUUCAGCAUUAUGAACAAACUGAAGCUCAGUGCCUUUGCAGCCUUGUGUACUGCCCUAUCAGGUCUUUGUGGGAUGGUGGCCCACAUGAUGUUCACCACCAUCUUCCAGCUGGCUGUAGCGAUGGGACCAGAGGACUGGAGACCAAAGACCUGGGACUACAGCUGGUCUUAUGUGUUGGCAUGGGGCUCUUUUGGUACCUGUAUGGGCUCUGCAGUGACGGCGCUCAACAGGUACACAAAGACCAUCAUGGAGUUCAAAUACAAGCGGAGAAACAUCGAGAAGAAUCUGAUGAUCAAACAGAAAAUGAUGGAGCUCGACCUGCCCGACCAGGUGUGGGACAUGUACCUGACCUCUGACCCCACAGACCCAGAGGCUCCGCCCGACCCCCCUGCCAACGGAAUCAAACCAUCCACGGGAACUACAUACGAGGUGGAGCUGGAGGACGGAGCAGAGACACAGGGGGAGGCUUACUGCUGAACGUGGACUCUCUGUACUUCUGGAUCAGGUUCAGAUUCUGGAUCAGGAUGCACUCUGUGGCUGUAUUUUUCUCUAACAGGACUAAGCGUGUUUGUUUGGAGGAUCAUGGAGCAGAUGUGUGUCAGUGCAGCUGGGUCUUGAGUGUUUUUCGUGGAAUAAUGUGACUCGGUGUGACACUACAGGAGACAUUUAAUCUGGCUGUGAGAUUUUAUCUGAGGGAGGAGAGAAAGAAAGAGAGAGAAAUAUAAACAAUAAUCUGCUGAUCACGCCCUCUAUGACUGCUUUUAUUCAGGAGGUAUUUUUUAAUAAAAGUUUAUUUGAAAUAUGA